AUGUCGCAUUACUGUGGGCCCAAGUACCGGAGCGGAGACCUGGUGUUCGCCAAGUUAAAGGGCUAUGCCCACUGGCCGGCCAGGAUCGAGCACAUGGCCCAGCCUAACCGAUAUCAAGUGUUCUUCUUCGGGACCCACGAGACCGCGCUCCUGAGUCCCAAACACCUCUUCCCGUAUGAGGCGACCAAGGAGAGGUUCGGCAAGCCCAACAAACGGAGGGGCUUCAGCGAGGGGCUGUGGGAAAUCGAGAACAACCCCAGCGUCCAGGCCUGUGACUACGAAGUCGCCCAAGAGAAGAACGGCGACGAGGAACCCGUGCUGGAGCCACAGCCCGAGGCCCCCGAGGCCCCCGAGGCUCCCGAGGCCCCCGAGGCCCAGCAGAGCGGCCCCCGCAGCGGAGAUGAGCAGGGGGCACCGGGCGUCGAGGAGCCGGCCCAGGAGCAGGAGGAGAAGGAGCCACUGAAGAGGUGCCUGGAGGACCUGCUGGAGGCCACCCCCAAACGCCGCAAGGAGGCCGCCGACCCAGGAGGCGAGGAGGAGGAGGAGGAGGAGGAGGAGGUGGCGGCUGCCUGCGAGGCGGAGAGGCCGCUCCUGCUGGAGGCCUCGGAGCCGGGUCCUGCCCGGCCGCUGCCUCCGGAGGAGCCGGAGCCCCAGGAAGAGGCUGCUGACGAGAAGGAGGCCGAGGUCCUGGGAGUCGGCGACAAGGAGAGCCUGUAG
This is a messenger RNA of Hipposideros armiger (great roundleaf bat), 717 nucleotides long. RefSeq names its product HDGF like 1 (gene HDGFL1). The transcript has a single exon. NCBI's taxonomy places the organism in Eukaryota, Metazoa, Chordata, Mammalia, Chiroptera, Hipposideridae. The record is from RefSeq and is a predicted model, not a curated record. The coding region runs from base 1 to 717 and encodes 238 amino acids.